AUGACGCGUGAGGACACCCUUCCGACUCGGCCGAUGCCAAAGGCCCCCACCACCAAGGUGGAUUUCAACAGCCUUAAGGCACCGAGCGGCUACGUCCCAGGUCUAGGCCGUGGUGCAGCAGGUUUCACGACGCGAUCAGAUAUCGGUCCUGCUCGGGCGGGCGGCUUGGACGCUUUGAAAGGAGGGAACCCCUCUUCCCCCCUCUCCUUUCCCUUUCGCAAGGCCCCCGGCUCGAAGGCUGGAGGUGACAAUGAGGAGGCGCUGGAUGACACCAAGUUCGAUGAGUUCAUGGGUAACGACGCGGGUGUGUUCGCGGCCACGGGGGAGUACGACGAGGACGAUAAGGAGGCGGACGCGGUGUGGGAAACGGUGGACAACUUCAUGGACGAGCGGCGAAGGGAGGCUCGUGAGAAGCGGCUCAAGGAGGAGUUGGAGCGGUACCGGGCGGAAAAUCCCAAGAUUACGGAACAGUUCGCCGACCUGAAGAGAAAGCUGACUGAGGUGUCGUACGAGGAGUGGGAGUCCAUCCCCGAGAUCGGCGACUACACCAUCAAAAAACAGCGCCGCAUGGAGCGGUUCGCGCCCGUCCCCGACUCCCUGCUCGCUCGCGCCGCAGCGGAGGCCGCCAGCGCCUCAGCGGCCGGGGGCAGUCUGGCCAAGUCCCUGGACCCCAACAGCGGCCUGGCCUCCGUGGGUGGCGGUCUGAAUGGACUGGCGACCCCCAUGGGGGGCGCCACAUCCACCGUGUCAGAUCUGACCGCCAUUGGUACGGGUCGUGGCACUGUGUUGGGUCUGAAACUGGACCGCAUGGCUGACUCCGUGACGGGUCAGACGGUGGUGGAUCCCAAGGGCUACCUCACGGAUCUCAAAUCCAUCAAGAUCAGUACGGACGCCGAGAUCUCCGACAUCAAGAAGGCCAGGCACCUGCUCAAGUCGGUCAUCCAGACCAACCCGCGACAUGCGCCGGGGUGGAUUGCGGCGGCAAGGCUUGAGGAGGUGGCGGGCAAGCUGGCGGAUGCGCGCAAGCUCAUCAUGCAGGGCUGUGAGCUGUGCCCCAACAGCGAGGACAUAUGGCUGGAGGCGGCCAGGCUGCAGACCCCCGACAACGCCAAGGCCCUGUUGGCCCGCGGCGUGGCUCAACUGCCCGAGAGCACCAAGCUGUGGAUGGCGGCCGCCAAGCUGGAGACCGACGACACGGCCAAAGCACGAGUGCUCAGAAAGGCCCUGGAGCGCAUCCCCACCAGUGUCCGGUUGUGGAAGGCGGCGGUGGAGCUGGCGGAAGAGGACGAUGCGCGCAUCCUGCUGAGCCGGGCAGUGGAGUGCUGUCCGCAGGCGGUGGAGCUGUGGCUUGCGCUGGCGAGACUGGAGACCUACGAGAACGCGCGCAAGGUUCUCAACAACGCCCGCAAGGCCGUACCCACGGAGCCCGCCAUCUGGAUCACCGCCGCCAAGCUGGAGGAGGCCAACGGCGCGGAGCAGGGCCAGGUGGAUAAGAUCGUGGCGCGAGCCAUCAAGAGCCUGUCCACCAACGGAGUGGUCAUCCACAGAGACGCCUGGAUGAAGGAGGCGGAGAAUGCGGAGCGCAGUACCCCCGCGCCGCACGUGCUGACCUGCCGGGCCAUUGUGCGAACGGUGUACUCGCUGGGGGUGGAUGCGGCGGAUCUGGAGGCCACGUUGGUGGCUGAUGCGGAGGAUGCGGCCAAGAGGGGCAGUGUGGAGACGGCCAGGGCGCUGUAUAGCCAGGCGCUGACCACCUUUCCGUCCCAGCCACACAUCUGGCGGCAAGCCGCCCAGUUGGAGAAGGGGCACGGCAGCCGGGCACAGUUGGACGAGCUACUACGGCGCGCCGUACAGUUCUGUCCCCAGGCAGAAGUCCUAUGGCUCAUGGCGGCCAAGGAGGCCUGGCUGGGCGGGGAUGUGGACGGCUCACGUGCCAUCCUGGCGCGAGCUUUUGCUGCCAAUCCGGAUUCGGAGCAGAUUUGGUUGGCGGCGUUCAAGCUGGAGUUUGAGAACAACGAGCCGGAGCGCGCUCGUGCGCUGCUGGCCAAGGCGCGUGAGAACGAGGCUGCCAGCAGCUACCCCCGCGUGUGGAUGAAGUCGGCCAUUGUGGAGCGGGAGCUGGGCGACGCGGGCAAGGAGAGGGCGCUGCUGGAGGAGGGCAUCCGGCGGUUCCCCACCUUUGAAAAGUUCUACUUGAUGUUGGGGCAGCUGGAGCAGCGGUGCGGCAGCACAGAUGGGGCGAGAGUGGUGUACAGGUGGGGCAGGGAAGGGGGAACGGAGGGAGGGGGUAGGGGAACCAUAUGCCAGGUGGGGAUGGGGAAAGAGGAAAGGCUGGGGGCCCCGUCCUGGCGGGGUCGGCGGCGUAAUGGGCCGAAUCGGAAGGAGGGCGGCGUCCUCAAGAGUACGGGCGGAUUGGGUUCGUUGCUGUUGAUGCUGUUGUCUCCACCCCAUCCCCCGUCACCCCGUUUUGUGGUCCCGCAGGUUGAGAAGGCUCGGUCCUGGUUCAAUCGGGCGGUGACCCUCAAUCCCGACAUUGGCGACCACUGGGCGCACUUCUACAAGUUCGAGUGCCAGUUCGGAACACCGGAACAGCAGGCGGACGUGUCAUCCCGGUGUGCGGCUGCCGAGCCCCACCACGGGGAGCGCUGGUGCCGAGUGUCCAAGGACCCUCGUAACGCCCACCAGCCUGUGGAGGUGCUCCUGCGGAGGACCGUACAGGACCUGGACUCCCUGCCACCGCCCUGA
Volvox carteri f. nagariensis is the source of this 2745-nucleotide messenger RNA. RefSeq lists its product as uncharacterized. Gene Ontology annotation, molecular function: protein binding. Gene Ontology annotation, cellular component: catalytic step 2 spliceosome; U4/U6 x U5 tri-snRNP complex. The transcript is spliced from 14 exons. Gene Ontology annotation, biological process: mRNA splicing, via spliceosome; positive regulation of primary miRNA processing; gene silencing by siRNA-directed DNA methylation. The coding region runs from base 1 to 2745 and encodes 914 amino acids. Lineage: Eukaryota; Viridiplantae; Chlorophyta; Chlorophyceae; Chlamydomonadales; Volvocaceae. The record is from RefSeq and is a predicted model, not a curated record.